This is a messenger RNA of Heterocephalus glaber (naked mole-rat), 2617 nucleotides long. NCBI's taxonomy places the organism in Eukaryota, Metazoa, Chordata, Mammalia, Rodentia, Bathyergidae. The record is from RefSeq and is a predicted model, not a curated record.
CGGUCGGAGCCGGAAGAGGUGGUUACUAAGGCGACGCAGGACGCCCUGCCAGCUUUUCACGCAAGCUACCAGUGCCACCUUUGGUGAUGUCAUGCUCCAAAGGAAGCUGGACUCAGAAGAAGAGGCUGCCUGUUUCUACACGACAAGGACCACCAGAAGUGCUGUUCCCCAAAGAGAAGGACUGGCCUAAAGAUGAUGAUGAGGAAGACUAUGUCCUCCAGGAUCCAGAUCAGGGCCUGGAUUCCCUGCCUCAGCCUUAUCGAAUGAUCAACAAGCUGGUGAACCUUCUGUUUGAUCGGUCAUGGGAACUUAUUGAAGAAAGGGUUGCACUGAGGGAAGCCGACAGCGCCCGGACCCAGCCCACUGUCUACACUCCGCUCACAGGAAUCCAGAUCAACGAAAGACCCAAUUGUAUGGCUAUGUCACAAGACUAUGUAUUUAUUGGAGGAGCCAAAGGAUUCUCAAUCUAUAACCUGUACAAUGCUGAAAGAAUAUAUGUUUGGGAGAAACUUAAGGUUGAUGUCACUUCCAUCUGGGUCACAGAUUUAGGGAGUGAAAUACUUAUUGCUUCUGUGGAUGAACUGGGUAUCAUCAGACUGUUCUACUUGUAUAAGGAUGGUCUGUUCCUAGUCAAAGCCAUCAACGAAGUGGAUGACACCAGCAAGCAGCCCACCUGUGUGAAGAUGGAGAUCUCCCAAGGCGGGGACUUCGCAGCCUUCCUGCUGCAAGGAGCUGGAGUCGUGUGGCUGGAUGUGUAUAAAUUGCCCAGGGAGGCAUGGCUGAAGGAGGUGGAGCCCCUACCACUCGCUCUGAACCCAAAGAAAAAAGUCAGACAGCUGAACACUCUUGAUCCUACUACUCCAGACAAUGUAGACAUGGAUGUGAAUUUUUGUUUUAAAAGUGACAUUAAAUUGAGCCUUCCAGUUCACAUAAUGAAGAUCAAACCACCUAAACCAAUCACUGGCACCACAUUUAAAAGCCCCCUGGAAGUCUUUGCAAAGGUAGAAGAUUGCUCCGGACUGGGCUCUGGGCAGAACCACUUCAUCAGGGACAGCCAGUGGGAGCAGCACACAGAGCUCUUCCAUGCCUCCUACAAGAAGCACCUGGACGGGGAGUGGGGUGAGGAGCCGCUCAGCACCACCACAUUCCACUUCCUCCUUCCAAGUUGCAUCACCACGACACCAGCAGAAGCCAGGAGCCCCUCAGGGGUGGCCUUCGUCCUGGGCAUACACUGGACUGGAAGCCACAACUUCUUCCUCUAUUUGCUGAACCGAACUCUGAAGGACAAAGCCGACCCCGAGGGCGUGUGGCCCUGUGCUGCACCCAUUGCAGCCUCGCGGCUCAGCUGCUCCUCUUCCUACCUCGUGCUGGCAUGUGAGGACGGGGCACUUACGCUAUGGGACGUGGCCGAAGGGUUCCCCCUAGGGGUCAUCGCCCUUCCUCAAGGGUGUUUCUGCCAAAGCAUUCACUUCCUAAAGUACUUCUUGGUCCACAAAGGACGGAACCUGUAUCCGGAGGGUCCAGUGAAAUCCCAAGUGAAAUGUGUGGUGCUGUGCACCAAUGCUUCCCUCCACCUGGUGACAGCCAGUGGCACACAGGGACCCACCAGCAGGGUGCUCGUGACCAGACCUGUGAAGCACCUGGAUGAAGCCAUCUGUACAGUGGCCCCCGUCUCCACCUUGCCUGGCAUGGUGCUGAUCUUUGCCAGGAACGGCUCUGUGAACCUCAUGGACGUGGCCAAGGCUGAAGCCAUCUGUGCCUUCGCUCCCCCCAGAGCCCCCCACCUGGCGGUCCCCUGGAAGCCGCUGUUUGUUGUAUCUUUACACCACCCUUGCUUCCUGCUCUAUGGCGACCCUCCAGGUGAAGAGCCCACCAGUGAUGCCAAGGACACCCGGAAUUCUGUUUUCUGUUUUAAUUUUGAGGCCUACCCACUUCUGGAAAAUGUUUCCCAAAAUCAUACCAUUCCCCAAGAGGACUCAACAGAGAACAUGGUGUUGCCACUGGAGAAAAGAUGCGAACUUAUGCUCCGGAAGAGGCCUUGAGCAAGCUAAGCAAGCGCUCUGCCACCGAGCUGCACCCCCCGCCCUCCGAGCUGCUACAGUUAUGCCCUUCCUACGUGGUGCCAGGCUGCCGGGAGGAAGCUGGCUCGUUCCUCGGGAGAGAAGUCUGUCUCCUGAGUCCUGGGGGGCGGCAGAGAGAAGUCGGAGAAGGAGACCGCCCCCUAGUAAAGAUUUUCGGACAAGCCUGGGCUAUUCUUCACGUGGGGGCUUUCUAUUCUAGCCCUUGAUGACUUCCUCUUAGACACAGCUGAAGAAUUUAGGAGAAAGUAUCAUAAUGUCUACAACUUCUUUCUUUCUUUUUUUAAUUAGGACAACCUUUUGUUCCCAAAUUUACAACUUCUUUUCAAGUGGCCUGGGAAAAUAUUUAUAGACACAGUUAAAAUUUAACAGAUGGUGAAAUCUAGGAAAAUAUUUAUGGGGAGAGAGAUAAAACAUUAACAACUGGUGAAUCUAGGUGAAGGUUCAUUUCUGUAGGUUUGAAAAUUUUCAAAAUAAUGCCAGGUGUGGUGGCCCACACCUGUAAUCCCAGCACUCAAGAGGCUGAGGCAGGAGAAUUG